UUACAGUACAGUAUGUAGCUGUUGUCCACACUAACAAGGCACUAUUUUGGAAGCACUUUGACAAACUAUCUGUUCCAUGUCAUUCGGUACGUCCGCAUCCAACUAGACGUUUCAGGCGCUCCAUUAGCUGUAAACCAGCACAGACAGAACCAGCCAGCCGUGAACCAGUAACGCUGGGCAAACUGAAAACACUAGCAGCUCCUUUUUAUAGCAUUUUCCUAUCUGGCAGCUGUAGAGGCUAACGUUUUAUUUUUCAUCCUUUGGCUGACGCUUCCAAAAUACAACCGAAAUAGCAACAACUUUCCGUCGUUAUUUUAGCAUUUUGUCAUUUCUGCAAACGUUAGCCAACUUUUUUUUCCCCCACUUCAAAACAAAGCUGCCCUCUUGACACAUUUUACUCGCUAGGGGGGGAAAAAAUCUUCAAAUUUUAUCUACAAGCCGAAUUUUCUUCGAAGACCUGUCAGUAUCUAACAGUUUCAUUUAGCUUGCAUUGAGGUUUUUAAGGAUUGUUUAGCUGUGUUAGCCCGCCGCUAGCUAGCUCCCACCGAGCCCUUUAAAUCAUCAUCUGGGUGCUCAACGAGGAAGAGAGCAGUUUCGGUAUUAAACUGACUGGUGCUUUAUGCUGCUGGACCUUUAACUUUUAAAUAUACCCAGUGAUCCACAGCGACCUGUGUCUCCCCCUCCUGCGCCCAUUCAAAAACAAAACAAAGGCUGACAUAACAACCAAAUCACCUGAGCGCUGAGAGGAAGAAUCUGGGGAAGGACCUUCAGCAGGUUGGAUACACUCCUGGAAUCCCUCUUCGGAUUGUUAUAAUAUUAGUGUUAUUGUUGAAAAUGGCGGCGAUCGGAAUGGUGCAGAUGUUGAUUGAAGCAGCCGAGUACCUCGAACGCAGGGAAAGAGAAGCUGAGCAUGGCUAUGCCUCUAUGCCACCCUUCAUCAGCAGCCGGGAGAGGGAAAGCCUCAAAAGGAAAAACAAGAGCAAGAAAAACAUAAGUAGCAGGUCUACACACAAUGAGAUGGAAAAGAACAGACGGGCACAUCUACGGCUGUGCCUGGAGCGCUUGAAAUCUCUCGUUCCUUUGGGACCAGAUGCCAACAGGCACACCACCCUCAGCCUGCUGAUGAAGGCCAAAGAACAUAUAAAGAGGCUAGAGGAGAGCGACAGGAGAGCUCAGCACACCUUGGAGCAGUUACAGCGGGAGCGGAGACACCUGAGGAGGCGCCUGGAGCAGCUGGGAGUGGAGCGGACCCGCAUGGACAGCACCGGCUCCACCCGCUCCUCGGACAAGUCCGACUCUGACCAGGAGGACCUGGACGUGGACGUGGAGGGGACGGACUACCUGCUGGGUGACCUGGAGUGGAGCACCAGCAGCGUGAGCGACUCGGGGGACGAGCGAGGCAGCCUGCGGAGCAGCUGCAGCGACGAGGGCUACUCCAGCGCCAGCCUGCAGCGCCUGCAGGACACUCAGGAGACGGCCAAGCAGCUGGCCUGCGGCCUAUAAACAGCCUGGACCGCCGAGCUGACACCCACCUCCACCUCCACCUCCACCCAAAAUCUACAUCUCACCACUUCUUCCUGCUCAGACCCUGCCCCCUCCACCUCGCCCCCUUCGUCCCACCCACCUGUCCUCUUCUCCUCUGCAGCUGACUUCCACUCAACUGCAGCAGCUCAGAGACCCCCAUGCACACUCAGCUUUUCUUCUUCUUCUUCUUCUCCUUCUUCUUCAUCAUCAGCGGUCAGUCUUAAGGGCGUUGCCCGUUCCGCUCCUCUCCGCUCUGUGCCAAUCAAACGAGUGGGAUUUGAAAGACACUCCGCCCCCUUUUCGCCUCUCCGUCCUCUAGAAACACAACUUUCAGCCAGAGAAUGUUACCACACAAUGUCCCACUGCCUCUUUUUCUACGCCUCAAGAGCCAUGGGAAGCACUUCUAAGAGAUUAUUCUCUUGUAUGACACACACACACACACACACACACACCCACACAUUUCCAUCUCUCCCAGUUGCAAGACCUCUCCUCGGUGACAUGGGGCCCGUUUUUUCUGCCCCUCUCGCCACUGAAACAUCAGUGCAUGGUACCUUACACUUGAAAUUGCUUUUGUAAAGAAAAACUGUCAUCUUUUUCAAUCGCCGUCUCUUGUAAAGCCCCGCCCCCUCCCAGAUGAAAUGAAUGUUUGUGAAACUUGUCAGUCGGCAGACUCUGCGGACGCUAAACCAGACCGACCGCACGCCGAGUUUAAACUAUCUGAGCCGGCAGCAAUACAUCCUGUGGUGACUGAAGCUUUAGCCGGCAGGCUCCUUUUGUGACUUUUUUUUUUUUUUUAAACGUCCACCUCUGCCAUUCGCGGCGAGAAGGGAAAAAACAAAACGAUGCGAGAUUGUGAAGAUGUUUGUGGGUUUCCGAUGGGUUCUGCCUCUCUCUGACGACGGUGGCGUUUUUACAGCGUUCCCCUUUUCCUCUCCCCGCCCCACGUAAAGGGGCGACGGCCACUAACCUGUUUUUUGUUUUUUUUUUCCUGCCAGGUGCUAGUACAUCAUUGUACGCUAAUCUGUCACUGCCCCAGCUGUUAACAGGAAGGGAAAAAGCCCAUCUACCUAAAAGCAGUCGAGAGACUUGAACACAUUCCACGACAUAAAGAGGAGAAGCUGGUGAGACUGAGAUUAUUUUUUUUGUGUGUGUUUUGAAAGUGGGCAGUCACAUUAAUUACAUGAAGGUUAAGUUUGGGUCAGGAUAGGGUGGGAGUUUUUUUUUGUUUGUUUUUUUUUUGUUCUUUUUAGCGGGAACACUUAGUGAGAGGCCCAAAGUUUUCUGUGUUUUCUCCUCUUAAAAAGCACUAAAAUGUUAAAAACCACAGGAAAAAAAAAUCCUUUGCCUUGCCAUCAUAGUUAUUUAUUAUUUCUGGACAAAUGUACACCUUUUAAUGUAAAUAGUUCUCAAAAAGAGUUCUAUGUCUAUCACCAAAUGUAUUUAUUAGAUAUCUUAAAUAUAUAGAUGAGUCUAUAAAAAAAAAAAAAAAUAUAUAUAUAUAUAUAUAUAAAUAUAUACUUGGUCAUAGCUUCUGUUAAUUUUUGUGAGUUUUAUGGAGAGUUUCCUACGACGUAGUUGUUUGCACAGCAAAGUCAAUCCUUAGAAAAGUCUCUUGUGCCUGGAGGCGUUUGUUGUCUGUUGAAUUUGGCUCAGUUUCAUCAUGAUUCGUUUUUGUUUUCUUUUUUUUUUAUUUCCUUGUGUUUAAAAGCCGUCCUGUCCGGUUAACGGUGUGGGGGACAGUGGAACAACAACAACAACAAAAUAAAACUCAAUAUAACUUUGGAAAAAUCUGGAUUAAAAAGUUCAGAAGCAAUGGAGAUGCACCAAUCAGGGUUCUCCUGGUCGAUUCUGGUUUACUGUGAGGUCUGACCUGCUGAUUUUGCUAAAUUUUUAUCUUCUUUUUUUUUUCUACAGAUUGUAACGCAAAGAAAAAAAAUGAAUUGAAGUAUUAGAGUUGGGUUAAACACAAAUUGAGAUCAUUAAAGAUUUUCCCCAUUUGUCCCUGACUGGAUGCUGGUCAUUAUGUUCACUAGGCAUUUUACCUUUGAAGAUUUGGUUGUUCUGUUCUGCAUUUUUAACAAAAUGGCGCCCUCCGACAUUGGUCUUUUUGUACCUGACGAGCGUCAGUCUGUACUUCCGUCGAAGCCAUUUUGAACGUUUUGUACCUGCAUUCAAUAAAUAUAUCGCAUGGCUCCUUUCUUCCUGUUUAGACCUUUGCAUUUUAAUUAACUUUACACUUUGUUUUUUUACCAAAUUGAAAAGUGAAGCUCUAAAUUUUCUCUAAAUUCAAUUAAUAAUUCAUAAUAGUCUUUCAUUUCUAACUCUUCAGACAUUUGGCCUAAAAACAUUAUUUGACACGGAAAGAUAUUUCAAAUGUUCAGAUAUUCCUAAAUUAUGAUUCUGAAUUCAUCGAUAUGAAAAACGUUGCUAAGUGCGCGGUGUAAACGUGGUGAAAGUGUCGGGAUGAAAUGGCGCACACACGAGGAUAAACUGGCUUGUUUACGGCGCAAAAUUAAAGUAUGAAGGGGUCAAAGGGCAUCGAUUUCAAAACGGUGGUACAAGUUGACCUGCAGCCUCAUAAGUUCAAAUGACUUUUAUUAAACUCAACAAAAGUGCAUGAAACCAUUACAAGUUAUUCCAUAUUUACACCAAAAAUAGUUGGAUUCCAUCCUCUAAUGGAUUCAGAUUGGAGGAAAAGUCGGCAGGUUCUGAUCUCCAGUGCAUUUCUACUGGUAGAAAUUUGGUGGCCAAAUUCUAGGAGGCGAUGAUCCAACAUCCCGUCCUCCCCCCUCCUGUCCCUCACCCAGAACUCCCAACAUGGCCGCACGGCUCUGAAUAGGGGCGUGCGAGGAGAGCCGGGGGGGGGUCACAAAUACCUUAAUGCACACAGACCGCAGAGGCGCAACGCUGAAGGAACUCCCCGCUUGCGCAUGCUCUACUUGUAAAGCUCAGCUAAAGCAUUGACAGCAUUAACACCAAUGACAGAAAAAAAACUCUCUAAAAUUUGAAAAACUUAGAUUAGAAUUGUUUGGUCUGUUCGUGUGGCAUGCUGCUUAUUUUUGUCAAGUUUAAAGUUUUUUUUGUUUGUUUUUUUUCCAACGGAGAGGAACCGUGAAACCGCUACUACACGAAAACGGACGUAAGAGGAGGGGCUAGCGGGCAGCUGUGUUUCACUGAAAUGCCAUGUGUGUUGGGGUGUGUGUGUGUGUGUGUAUUUGUCACUGUCUUCAGAGAGAAUUUCAUUUUUGGGGUGGCACAGGAUGGGCAGCCAAGAAAUGCCGUCUGGCUAUUUUUCUGUUUCCCGUUUACGACUAGAACUGCCCCCACCUUCACUUCCAGUCCACCUGUGAGUUUUCUGGACUCGCCCAUUCAUUUCCCAGCUACCGUGUGUGAGCACGACGCCCUCCAUGUCGGCUCGUGCCUGGUCGCAGCCCACGCCCCUCAAAUCGACCCCCCUCCUCCGGUGCUGUCAGCGUCCGGCUUAAGAAGCCGGUGUUGAAUCUCUCGAAGAACAAGCCUACAGUCAGACCAGUCGUUUAAGCUUCGACGGAGUCUCUGUACCUCCAUCCAAGAUGGCUAACCAUGCCUUAAGACGGUGACAAAAGUACGACCCGACAUGAGUAAACCCACGCGCAAGCGCCUAUGUUAUACAGAAAUGGUCAUUCCUUUCCUCCGUGGCGCUCUUUCACACAGAAAACACACACCGUGUCGUCGCUCCAUGAACAUGGGCCCCGACCCACUCCCUCCUCUCCGCCGCCUUUCUCUUCAGGAAGGUCCGCUUUCUGUUUCCUGAGUGGUAGGAUGGGGUUUUUUUUCUGCUCAUACUUUUUAAAAAUUGUGGAAUCUGAGCAUUGUCUUCUAAACAAAUCACUACGUUGGGUCAAGGGACGCCCUCUGACAAUGAAUUGUGGAGCAGCAGUUGUGAUAAUAAAGAAUAAACUAUUUGAAACCCUUGUUUACCCA
This is a messenger RNA of Xiphophorus maculatus (southern platyfish), 5487 nucleotides long. RefSeq names its product MAX dimerization protein 1 (gene mxd1). The record is from RefSeq and is a predicted model, not a curated record. The coding region runs from base 835 to 1503 and encodes 222 amino acids. The transcript is spliced from 6 exons. Lineage: Eukaryota; Metazoa; Chordata; Actinopteri; Cyprinodontiformes; Poeciliidae. Gene Ontology annotation, molecular function: protein dimerization activity; RNA polymerase II cis-regulatory region sequence-specific DNA binding; DNA-binding transcription factor activity, RNA polymerase II-specific. Gene Ontology annotation, biological process: regulation of transcription by RNA polymerase II.